This is a messenger RNA of Pangasianodon hypophthalmus (striped catfish), 4669 nucleotides long. Its product is annotated as zinc finger protein 850. The record is from RefSeq and is a predicted model, not a curated record. Lineage: Eukaryota; Metazoa; Chordata; Actinopteri; Siluriformes; Pangasiidae. Gene Ontology annotation, biological process: regulation of transcription by RNA polymerase II. Gene Ontology annotation, molecular function: RNA polymerase II cis-regulatory region sequence-specific DNA binding; DNA-binding transcription factor activity. The coding region runs from base 356 to 4297 and encodes 1313 amino acids. The transcript has 11 exons.
ACACGAACCCUUGCCGUAAACUCACAACAGAAGAAGAGGAGAUUCAGGAUUUUUUGUUCCCCUCUCUGAGUGAGAAAAAUCAACCUUUCACUGAGGUAAUCAUUCUUCUACAUUAAAAUAUUCCUGACUGGGUUUUAUAAUAACAGAUUUGAUUGAUUUAAAAACAUAAACCUGGUAUUGUGGCUGUAUUUGAGGGUGUUCACUACAUUGUACUUUAAAACCUGAGCUAAGUUAAACUAACUGAAUGGUCUGUAUAAAUUUUCUAUGAAGUGUAUUAGUUUACAGUGGAUUCUACAGUAUGAUCGCAGGCUCCUUUUCCAGAAACACCAUCCUUUAGACCUUAUAAGACCUUAUAAUGGAAUCAGCAGAGGUUCAACUGUGCUCUGGUGAAAAACCUCCAUGCCCUCCUGGUCCUGCUGGCUCACAGCUUUGUGGGGGUGUGCAGACAGAAGUUUGUAAGGCUUCAGGUGGAGGCUCUGUGGAACACAUCACCCCUGUGGACCUCCAGAAAAAUGUAAAAAAGGAAGAAAGUGAAGAUGAAGACUAUCUCUGUGGAGUGCUGUCAGGCUCUGUGGGAUACAUCACACCUAUGGACCAACAGAAUCAUGUGAAAAAGGAAGAACUUGAAGAUGAAGCUCAUUUCUGUGAUGGGACAUCACACUCUGUGGAAAAUAUAGAUGAACAGAAUGGAGGAUUUGAAAGAAAGCAUGUAAAAAAGGAAGAGUCUGAAGAUGAAGAUUACCUCCAUGCAACGACAGCCUGGGACAUGAACAGUGCCCAGGUACAAGUCUUCUCCUGCUCCUGGUGUUCACUUUCCUAUACAUCUCAAAUUUACCUCUACAAACACAUUAGAAGAUGCCACUACGAGGAAUAUGACAGACUGCUACAAUCAGGAGAGUUAAAAGAUGAGAACCAUAUCACCACAAUAAGCUCCAGUAUUCAGCAAACAGUCUCUGUUACACUCGACAUUAACACCUCUAAUAAACAAAUGGAGAAAGAAGUCUAUUCCUGCUCACAGUGUGGGAAGAGUUUUAGUAACCGGCGUAAUCUCCGACGACACCAGCGCAUUCACACAGGAGAGAAGCCGUAUCACUGCACACAGUGUGGGAAGAGUUUUACAAAACACUAUAAUCUCCAAGUACACCAGCGCACUCACAAUGGAGAAAAGCCGUACCAUUGCUCAGAGUGUGGGAAGAGUUUUAUUAGAAAGGGUGAUCUCCAGCUACACCAGCGCAGCCACACAGGAGAAAAGCCGUAUCGCUGCUUAGAGUGUGGCAAGAGUUUUUCAAAACACAGUAGUCUUCAGCGACAUCAACGCAUUCACUCUGGAGAAAAACCGUAUCAGUGCUCAUACUGUAGGAAGAUGUUUAUAGAUAAAGGUAAUCUCAACGUACACCAGCGCAUUCACAAUAGAGAGAAGUCGUAUCGUUGCUCACAGUGUGGGAAGAGUUUUAAUCAGCAACGUCAGCUCAGAACACACUUGCAUAUUCACACAGGAGAAAAACAGUAUCGCUGCUCCCAGUGCGAGAAGAUGUUUACUGAUAAACGCCAUCUCAAAGUUCAUCAGCGCAUUCACAACGGAGAAAAGCCGUAUCACUGCUCGCAGUGUGGGAAGAGUUUUAAUCAACUGAAUAAUCUUCAGAGACACUUGCAUAUUCACACAGGAGAGAAGCCGUAUUCCUGCUCACAGUGUGGGAAGAGUUUUAAUCGACAGUGUAAUCUCGAUCUCCACCAGCGCAUUCAUACAGGAGAAAAGCCAUAUAACUGCUCGGAGUGUGGGAAGAGCUUUAAUCAGCGGAGUCAUCUUCAGCGACACCAGCGCAUUCACUCAGGAGAAAAGCUGUAUCAGUGCUCAUACUGUAUGAAGAUGUUUAGAGAGAAAGGUAGUCUCAAAAUACAUCAGCGCAUUCACAGUGAAGAAAAGCCGUAUCAUUGUGCACAGUGUGGGAAGAGUUUUAAUCAACAGAGUCAUCUCAAAAGACACUUGCAUAUUCACACAGGACAGAAGCCGUAUCAGUGCUCACAGUGUGGGAAGAGUUUCCAUCAGAAGAGUAGUCUUGUACAACACCAACACAUUCACGGAUCAAAACCUCCACACACUCCUGCUCUUGCUGGCUCACAGCUUUGUGGGGGUGUGCAGACAGAAGUUUGUAAGGCUUCAGGUGGAGGCUCUGUGGAACACAUCACCCCUGUGGACCUUCACAAAAAUGUAAAAAAGGAAGAAAAUGAAGAUAAAGACUAUCUCUGUGAAGUGCUAUCUGACUCUAUGGGAUACAUCACACCUGUGGACCAACAGAAUCAUGUGAAAAAAGAAGAACCUGAAAAUGAAGAAUAUCUCUGUGAUGGGAUAUCAAACUCUGUGGAAAAUGUAGACCAACAGAAUGGAGGAAUUGAAAGGAAGCACAUAAAAGAGGAAGAAUCUGAAGAUGAAGACUACCUCUGUAGAAGGACAGACUGGGAAAUGAAUGAUGCCCAGGUACAAGUCUUCUUCUGCUCCUCGUGUUCACUUUCCUAUACAUCUCAAAUUUACCUCCACAAACACAUCAGAAGAUGCCACUAUGAGGAAUACGAGAGACUGAUAAAAUCAGGAGAGAUAAAAUAUGAGAACGUUACAUCCACAAGAAGCUCCAGUAUUCAGCAGACAAUCUCUGGUAUUCGCAAUAGUAACACCUCUGAUCAGCAAAUGGAGAAAGUCUAUCCCUGCUCUCAAUGUGGGAGGAGUUUUACUGACCAGAGUAAUCUCAGACGACACCAGAACAUUCACACAGGAGAGAAGCCGUAUCACUGCUCACAGUGUGGGAAGAGUUUUGCCCAACACUAUAAUCUCCAACGACACCAGUGCAUUCACACAGGAGAAAAGUUGUAUCACUGCUCAGAGUGUGGUAAGAGUUUUAUUCGACAGAGUAAUCUCCAACUACAUCAACGCAUUCACACAGGAUUAAAGCCAUAUCACUGCUCAGAAUGUGGUAAGAGUUUCAUUCGACAGGGAAAUCUCCAACUACACCAGCGCAUUCACACAGGAGAGAAGCCGUAUCACUGCUCACAGUGUGGGAAGACUUUUUCCCAACACAAUAAUCUACAGCGACACCAGCGCAUUCAUUCAGGAGAAAAGCCAUAUGAGUGCUCACAGUGUGGGAAGACGUUUACAGAAAAAGGUAACCUCAAAAUACAUCAGCGCAUUCACAAUGGAGAAAAGCCGUAUCGUUGCUCACAGUGUGGGAAGAGUUUUAAUCAACAGAGUCAUCUCAAAACACACUUGCAUAUUCACACAGGAGAAAAGCCGUAUCAGUGCUCACAGUGUGGGAAGAUGUUUACAGAUAAAGGUAAUCUCAAAGUUCAUCAGCGCAUUCACAAUGGAGAAAAGCCAUAUCACUGCUCGCAGUGUGGGAAGAGUUUUAAUCAGCAGAGUAAUCUCAAAACACACUUGCAUAUUCACACAGGAGAAAAGCCGUAUCAGUGCUCACAGUGUGGGAAGACGUUUACAGAUAAAGGUAAUCUCAAAGUUCAUCAGCGCAUUCACAAUGGAGAAAAGCCGUAUCAAUGCUUGCAGUGUGGGAAGAGUUUUAAUCAGCAGAGUAAUCUCAUACAACACCAGCGCAUUCACACAGGAGUGAAGCCGUAUCACUGCUCACAGUGUGAGAAGAGUUUUAUUCGAAAAUAUGAUCUCCAAAUACACCAGCGUAUUCACACAGGAGAGAAACCGUAUCCCUGCUCAGAAUGUGGGAAGAGUUUUAUUCGAAAUUGUGAUCUCCAAAUACACCAGCGCAUCCAUACAGGAGAGAAGCCGUAUCGCUGCUCAGAGUGUGGGAAGAGUUUUAAUCAACAGAGCCAUCUCCAAACACACUUGCACAUUCAUACAGGAGAGAAACCGUAUCCCUGCUUGCAGUGUGGGAAGAGUUUUAUUCGACGGAAUGAUCUUCAAAUACACCAGCACAUUCACACCGGAGAGAAGCCAUAUCACUGCUCACUGUGUGGGAAGAGUUUUAUUCGACAGGGUGAGCUCCAAAUACAUCAGCGCAUUCACACAGGAGAGAAGCCGUAUCCCUGCAUACAGUGUGGCAAGACUUUUUCCCAACACAGUAAUCUUCUACGACACCAGCGUGUUCACACAGGAGAGAGGCCAUAUCACUGCUCACAGUGUGGGAAGAGUUUUGCCCAACAUGGGAAGCUCCAACAACAUCAGCGCAUCCACAAUAGGGAAAAGCUGCAUCACUGCUCGGAGUGUGGGAAGAGUUUUAAUCAACAGAGAAAUCUCAAACAUCACCAGUGCAUUCACAUAGCAGAAAAACUGAUUUGAUAUUCACAGUGUGGAUGGAGAUUUACUUAUCCAGGUGAAUUUUAAUACAAAAGUGCUCCAAGAUUAAAUCUUGUGAUGUGUGAUAUCUUGAAAGCACUGAAUAAGCUGCGCUUCUAAUUUGCUUAAAAUAUAUAGAUAAAUGUAUUUAUUGUGUAUGUACAAUAUAUUAGUAUAUCAUGUACGUAUACAGUAAACAAACUGUUUGUUGGAAGCAAAUCUUGCCUUGUCAGGGUGCUCUCAUUUCUUCUGUAAGGAAUUACAGAGUCUACCAUAAAAGUAAGUUUUGAUCUGGUAUAAUCUGAACUGGGUUCCCUUCUCGCAUGCCACAAGGCUGAUAAGCUGUAACUGCAAAUGGCCCAGUCAGCAUAGCUA